AUGUCGGACCAGUACAACCAGGACAAAUUGAAUCAAGAUCUCCAAAACGCAUCGCUUGGGGGAAAUCAGCAGCAGUCGCAACAGCAGCCGCAACAGCAGUCGCAAAACUAUUAUAAUCCAAACCAGGCUCAGGCUUUUGUUCCCUCUGGUGGGUACCAACAAUACCAAGGGUACGCCGGUCAGCAGCAGUACCAACAGUACGGAGGUUACAACCCAGGCUAUCAACAGAGCCAGAAUGGCAGAGGCGGAUAUCAGCAGUACAACAGCAGAGGAGGAGGUUACCAGCAGUACAACAGCAGGGGUGGAUACCAGGGACAGCAGCAGUACAACUCAUACUCUCCUCAACAGUAUGGAGGAUACCAGCAAUACAACUCACAAGCCGCUCAGUCUCAGCAACAGCAGCAACAACAACCUGCUGCUGCUGCUGGUAUGUCAUUGGCUGAUUUUGAAAAGCAAAAGCAGGACAAGCAGGCAUCUUUGAAUAAACCAGUCAAGAAGACUUUGAAAUUGGCUCCUAGCUCCGGUAUCAAAUUGGCAAAUGCUACAAAGAAGGCCGACGCGCCAGCUCCGGCCACAAAGGAAGCCUCACCAGCUCCUUCUGUAGAAAAGAAGGAAGAGAAGAAGGAACAAAAAGCUUCCGAGGUAGCACCAGCAGAAGCAGAAGAAGUCAAGAAAGCCCCUGAGCCGGUUGGCAAAGAAAAUUCGGUAUCCACGCCAGUCUCGACAAAAGAGAGCACCCCAACUCCAACUCCAAGAUCAACCACUCCUGCGCCUAAAUCUUCAGCUGCAACUGCUACUGCUGACACUGUUGCCAAGGAACAGGAAGACGAAGUUGAUGAAGAAGUGGUCAAGGAUAUGUUUGGAGGCAAGGACCACGUGUCGAUCAUUUUUAUGGGCCACGUUGAUGCCGGUAAGUCAACCAUGGGUGGUAACAUUUUAUACUUGACUGGGUCAGUCGAUAAACGUACCGUGGAAAAAUACGAAAGAGAAGCCAAGGACGCGGGAAGACAAGGUUGGUAUUUGUCGUGGGUCAUGGACACCAACAAGGAAGAGAGAAACGACGGUAAGACUAUUGAAGUGGGCAAGGCCUAUUUCGAAACCGACAAGAGAAGAUACACAAUAUUGGAUGCACCGGGCCACAAGAUGUACGUUUCCGAGAUGAUUGGAGGCGCCUCGCAGGCAGAUGUGGGUAUCUUGGUCAUUAGUGCUAGAAAAGGUGAAUAUGAAACUGGAUUUGAAAAAGGUGGGCAAACUAGAGAACACGCGCUUUUGGCCAAGACUCAAGGUGUCAACAAGAUCAUUGUUGUUGUCAACAAGAUGGACGACCCUACUGUCAACUGGUCCAAGGAAAGGUACAACGAGUGUACCUCGAAAUUGGGGAUGUUUUUGAAAGGUAUCGGGUACAGUAAAGAAGAUAUUGUGUUUAUGCCUGUUUCUGGAUACACCGGUGCCGGGUUGAAAGAACGUGUAUCUAGCAAGGACUGUCCUUGGUACGAUGGUCCUUCAUUAUUGGAGUUUUUGGACAACAUGGACACAUUAAACAGAAAGAUCAAUGGACCUUUUAUGUUGCCAAUCUCGGGCAAGAUGAAAGAUAUGGGUACGGUAGUUGAAGGUAAGAUUGAGUCGGGACACAUUAGAAAGGGGGGCAAUUUAUUGUUGAUGCCUAACAAGGCCCCCAUUGAAGUGCUCACCAUUUACAAUGAGACUGAACAAGAAUGCGACUCGGCAUUCAGUGGAGAGCAAGUUCGGUUAAAGAUUAAAGGUGUGGAAGAAGAAGAUUUGCAAGCUGGGUACGUGUUGACGUCGCCAAAGAACCCCGUGAAGACGGUGACCAAGUUUGAAGCGCAGAUUGCGAUUGUUGAAUUGAAAUCGAUUUUGUCGAAUGGUUUCACUUGUGUUAUGCAUUUGCACACGGCGAUUGAAGAGGUCAAGUUUGUGGAGUUGAAACACAAGUUGGAGAAGGGCACCAAUAGGAAAUCCAAAAAGCCACCGGCAUUUGCCAAGAAGGGAAUGAAGAUCAUUGCCGUGUUGGAGACGAACGAAUCUGUGUGUGCUGAAACUUAUAAUGAUUACCAGCAAUUGGGGAGAUUCACGUUGAGAGAUCAAGGUACAACAAUUGCCAUUGGUAAGAUCACCAAGUUGAUAAAGUAA
Lodderomyces beijingensis is the source of this 2151-nucleotide messenger RNA. NCBI's taxonomy places the organism in Eukaryota, Fungi, Ascomycota, Pichiomycetes, Serinales, Debaryomycetaceae. The record is from the annotation of a GenBank genome assembly.